This is a messenger RNA of Schistocerca nitens (vagrant locust), 2947 nucleotides long. RefSeq names its product parathyroid hormone/parathyroid hormone-related peptide receptor-like. Lineage: Eukaryota; Metazoa; Arthropoda; Insecta; Orthoptera; Acrididae. The record is from RefSeq and is a predicted model, not a curated record. Bases 25 to 1338 code for a protein of 437 amino acids. Gene Ontology annotation, biological process: cell surface receptor signaling pathway; adenylate cyclase-modulating G protein-coupled receptor signaling pathway. The transcript is spliced from 12 exons. Gene Ontology annotation, molecular function: G protein-coupled peptide receptor activity; peptide hormone binding. Gene Ontology annotation, cellular component: plasma membrane.
AGCAGAGCUCGCGGCGCCCCACACAUGCAGCACUGGGCCAGAAUGGUCUACCUCAACUAUAAUCGGAAGCGAGAGAUGGAAAAGCAGAAGGAAAUUUUAAUUAUAAAGGAAAUGGAAUGCAGAAAAUUAAAUGCAUCGAAUGCACCAGGAACAUGUGAACCAGUAUGGGAUACAAUUUCAUGCUGGCCAGAGACAGAACCUGGACAAUACCAGAUUCUACCAUGUGCAGACUACUUUCUAGGUUUUGAUCCUAUGAAAAAUGCGACAAAGUACUGUUACGAGAAUGGCACGUGGGAACAUUGGAGCAACUACACACAGUGUUCUGACAGCGGGUACACCACAGUAACUGAACAGUUUGAUGAAGUCCUUAAUGAUUCUUCAGUUGUGAUAUAUGUGCAACUUUCAAGAGACAUUUCCAAAGCAGGCUACAGUAUUUCAAUGGUAUCACUUAUUUUUGCAUUCACCAUUUUGGCAUCUGUCAGGACAUUGUGGUGCCCUCGAAAUAUUUUGCACAUGAACUUGUUUCUUUCAUUUAUUUUGAGAGCAUUUGUUUCACUACUUAAAGAAAGUAUUUUUGUUCUUUAUAUUGGUCUCCCAAGCAAUUUAGUAGAGGAAGGUGGUAUAUAUUUCUUCAAAGAACAACCUGAGAGAAUUGUAUGGGACUGCAAAUUAGUAAUCAGUAUUUGGCAAUAUUUCAUGCUAGCUAAUUAUAGUUGGAUAUUGAUGGAAGCCCUCUACCUACAUAAUCUUGUUUUCAAUGCUCUUUUUUCGGACAGAAGCAGUGUGAUACACUACACCAUUUUAGGUUGGGGAUUGCCUUUGUUGUUUCUUAUUCCAUGGAUUAUAUGCCGUAUUUUUUUUGAAGAUGACUUGUGUUGGACUUUCAAUUUAAAUAAAAAUAUAUCUGCAAUUAUAUAUGUUCCUAUGGCUGCCUCAAAUAUUAUAUGUUUCAUAUUAUUCAUUAGGCUUGUCAGAGUUAUCUUCACAAAACUGCAAUCAUCAGUAUGUGAGCAGACACAAAUCUAUAGACGCCUGGCAAAAUCAACACUAACACUUAUACCUUUGUUUGGAGUGCACUAUGUAGUAUUUCUGGCAUUUGAACAUUCAAAAAUUGGGAUCCGAGCAGAAAUGGUGGUCCUCCUUACCAACAUUCUAUUUGAUUCUUUCCAGGGUUUCCUUGUGGCACUUCUUUAUUGUUUCUUGAAUUCAGAGGUCAGGACAGAGCUAAAUAAGACACCUUUCCAGUGGCCCCAAAGAAGACGAAGGAACACCAAUGCUAGCGAUGGAAAAGCAUUCCUAUCAGUCUCAGCUGCAGGCACUGCAGACAAGAAAAAAUAAUUUUAAAGCUACUAAAUCAUAAAUUUGAAAAGUUACUGUAACAAUGACUUCUGACUAAAUUAGAAAUUUGUUACCCCUUAAUGUAUUCAAUUUAAUCUAGCAUUUUGCAAUAAUAAAAGCCUGUGAAUGUCUGUACUCAUAAUGAAAGGUGAUAUAUGUACUGAAAGAGGUGUUUAACUUGUGAAAAAUUGUGUACAUGAAACUUCCUGAUAGACUGAAACUGUGUGCUGGAUCAAGACUGGGAACUUGGGAACUUUGCCUUUCAUGGGAAGUGCUCUAGCAGGAGAGCUUCUGUGAAGUUUGGAAGGUAGGAGACGAGUUACUGGCAGACAUAAAGCUGUGAUGACAGGUCAUGAGUUGUGCUUGGGUAGCUUAGUUGGUAGAGCACUUGCCCAUGAAAGGCAAACGUCAUGAGUUCAAGUCUUGGUCCAGCUCACAGUUUUAAUCUACCAGGAAGUUUCAUAUCAGCUCACACUCUGGUGAAGAGUGAAAAUUUCAUUCUGGAAUUGUGUACUUGCUCAACUGAAUGCUUAAAGUUGCAUAAUCUAAAAUAGAUCUCUUACAGUAAUACUCCAUUAGAAUUUAUCUCCAUCUACAUAAACAAUGUAUAAUCAUCAUCUCUCUUAAAUCAUGUAAUAUAUUAAAAUUAAUGACAAAGAUGUUGUUAUUUUCUAUUUGACACUGAAACAAUAAAAUUCCUUAUUAGAAAACAUUUUUCCAGUAUCAAAAUUCAUUAGUAACAUGCAGUGACACACCCCUCAAACAAAAUAAAUACAAUUAUUUUUCCAUCAUUUAAAUGAAGAAGAAACAAUUUAAUUUACAGCAGUUAAAGUUUAUUUCAAAGACAAAGAUGUUUUUGACAAAAUUACAGAUAUACUGAGUUGUUUUUCUAUAGCAACCUCGAGUUCUUAGACAUAAACAUUACAGUUCAGUGUUUUACUGUUAUCUAAGAGUUAUCAGUGGAUUCAGCUACCCUCACACCAGUGAAGAAUGCAUUAAGAAAAAGUUACUGUAACAAUGACUUCCUGACUGAAUUAGAAAUUUGUUACCCCUUAAUGUAUUCAAUUUAAUCUAGCAUUUUGCAACAGUAAAAGCCUGUGAAUGUCUGUACUCAUAAUGAAAGGUGAUAUAUGUACUGAAAGAGGUGUUUAACUUGUGAAAAAUUGUGUACAUGAAACUUCCUGAUAGACUGAAACUGUGUGCCAGAUCAAGACUGGGAACUUGGGAACUUUGCCUUUCAUGGGAAGUGCUCUAGCAGGAGAGCUUCUGUGAAGUUUGGAAGGUAGGAGACGAGUUACUGGCAGACAUAAAGCUGUGAUGACAGGUCAUGAGUUGUGCUUGGGUAGCUUAGUUGGUAGAGCACUUGCCCAUGAAAGGCAAACGUCAUGAGUUCAAGUCUUGGUCCAGCUCACAGUUUUAAUCUACAAGGAAGUUUCAUAUCAGCUCACACUCUGGUGAAGAGUGAAAAUUUCAAUCUGGAAUUGUGUACUUGCUCAACUGAAUGCUUAAAGUUGCAUAAUCUAAAAUAGAUCUCUUACAGUAAUACUCCAUUAGAAUGUAUCAUCAUCAUCUCUCAUAAAUCAUGAAAUAUAUUAAAAUUAAUGACAAA